This is a messenger RNA of Iphiclides podalirius (scarce swallowtail), 2523 nucleotides long. The record is from the annotation of a GenBank genome assembly. Lineage: Eukaryota; Metazoa; Arthropoda; Insecta; Lepidoptera; Papilionidae.
AUGAGUUAUUUCCGCAAGAAUGAAGGUGUAAGAAAAAUCAUGCUUCAGUGGCUGCAACAAAUGAAAUGCUCCUACGCCAAGAAGAUCAGUGAGUUGGACACGGCCUUGAAAUGUGACCAAGUGUCCCUGCUAUGGCGACAAAUGGGGAACGAUAAAUUCCGAGCUAACUUGGUCGAGGAGAGCUAUUGCUGCUAUUCUAAGAGCGUACUAUAUGCUAAUCACAAUGGACCCAUGUACCCUUUGGCUUUAGCAAAUAGAUCGGCGUCAUUGUUGCGAAUGAAGAGGUUUAAGGAGAGUUUGGCAGACGUCGCCCUUGCCAUAGAGAGUGGAUAUCCUGCAGAACAAAGGCACAAACUGCUCCUACGUAGGGUAGACUGUCACAUAGAGCUGGGACAAAGGUCCGAAGCACGAAGCGCCCUUUCUUCAGCAAUCGAACACGCGAAAGCUCUCAACCUGUCGGCCAUACAAACCUUGGAAUUCGAGAAGCAUGUGAAAAUAUUAGAGAAGAAACUUGAUAAUCCAGUGUGCGAAAUCAAUCAAGACGACGAGUUCCAAUUACCUGAAUGUCACGAAGGGUCCAAUACAGAUUUUGUUUCCGCCUCCGGUGCUAUUGAGCUUCGACGGAGCGAGACGGCGGGCAGGCACGUGGUGGCAAAGGCGAGCGCCCGACGCGGCGACGUGCUGUUCUCGGAGGAGCCCUACGCUUGGGUCACCCUGCCCGCCGAAGAGCCCGCCUGCGAGAUGUGCUGCCAAACGGACAUCAACUUAGUGCCUUGUAGCCGGUGCUCGCGCAGCGUGUACUGCGGGGCGCAGUGCCGUGCGAGCGCCUCGCCCGCCUUCCACCGCUGGGAGUGCGCCGGCGCCCAGUUCGCGCUCUUCCCCACUAUAGGCAUUGCGCAUUUAGCUUUAAGGUACUGCCUCACGGUCAUCGAUCGUUUCACACGUUGGCCUGAGGCAUAUCCACUGCCGGACAUCACUGCAGAGUCCUGCGCACGAGCAUUUGUUGGGGGUUGGGUAGCCCGCUUUGGCUGCCCGAACAAGAUCACCACUGACAGGGGCGCACAGUUCACGUCCGAGCUGUUCCGCGCCGUGGUGUUAUUACUAAGUGCUAACGAGGGAUUCCCAAGAAUACCGCGGGCCUUCCCGGAGCCAAAGUCUGCGGCGGAACUGUUCCAGGGCUACGCCAAAGUGGAUAAUAUACACAUUUACAAACAAGACACGCCCCCGUUCUAUAGGAUGUUCAAUUUGGUCACAAACUUCGAUAAGAUGAACAACAACGAUUACAUUCAGUACGCUCUGACAGCGACCAUGCUAAUCAACUACCUGGAACAUUUCACCACAUUCUUUGACUACCUGCCCAGUAAAGUGCCUUACAGGCUGUCCGGGGGACAGCUGCGGCUGUUCGCUGGCGCUCUUAUUUUGCGUAGCCUGGGCCAGCUGGUGUGCAAUGGCCACGCCGCUCUUAGCCUCUGCACCGUCGAGGAAGACGACGGCCUCAGCGGGAGGACGAUAACUGAGCGGGAAGUGAGGAAAGCGACCGCCAUUUACCCGUCGGCCGCCAUGAUGAACCACUCGUGCGAUCCGAACAUCAUCAAUACGUUCUACAAGAAGCGUCUGAUAGUGCGCUGCGCGAGCGGCCUGCCCGCCGGCGCAGAGGUGCUCAACUGCUACGGGCCGCACCGCGCCCGCGAGCCGGCGCCCCGCCGCCAGGCGCAGCUGCGGGCCCAGUACAUGUUCACGUGCGCGUGCACCGCCUGCCGCGACGCCGAGCGGCGCGACUUCGCGCUUCUGUUCUCCGCGUACGUGUGCCAGUCCUGCAAGAGCCCCGUGGUGCUGAGCGGGCAGCGGGCCCAGUGCCGCAACUGUUCCGCCGCCCUGCAAUUAGACCGGGCACUGUCCAUCAUCGACCGCGCCGAGGACCUCGCCCUGCAAGGCGAGCAGGCGUCCAGCGCAGAAGAGAGGUGCGAGAAGAUGUACACAGCGUACAGACUGAAGCAGCAGGUGUGGCAUCGGCACCACACAUCGCUGCGCGCCGCCGCCGACCGCCUCGCCAGGCUGCACGCAGACCUCGGUGAUUACAGCAAAAGUGUAGAACUUAUAAAACAAAAUGUGCAGAGUCUUGAAUACCAGUUUGGUUCCUUUAGCGUCGAGGUAGCGCACGAGUUAAGAAAACUUUCCGACGUGAUGCUGGAGAGAAUCUUCAAGAUGCCUGGACAUCCCGAUUACAGGGAUUGGUGCCUGGAGGCCCACAAGGUGAUCAAGAAGGCGGUCCAACUGAUGGAGCUCAACUACGGGCACUGGGAGGUGCUCGUGAAGCGGCUGAGAGAGCAGGAGGCCUUCGUCGCGUCGCUACUCGCCGAGAGCCGCACCCCGGAGACGGCCGACUGCGUCCAGCCACAAUUUGCAUUACAACCUGAAGAUAUGAGCGUGCUACAAACUGGCCCCGUCACGUGGGGCCCGGUCGUGUAUACUUCUAAAUUGGGAACCCGUUCAUUUUCCAUAAUCAGAAAUUUAUAUCGGAAA